GCAAACGCUUUUAGAGAGAAAACGAAGUCAAAGGAAGAAAAUUACAAUAAAAUGCUUCAGCAAAUAAGUACUUGUUUGGAAAAGCUUACUGCUGCGGAGCAUGAAUACGAACGUUUUCAACAUGAGAACGAUGAACAGCAAAUGGAAGAACUGAAAACAGGAAUUAAAGAUGUCCAAUUACAUUCCGAGCAGAAGUCGGCCAACGAACGGGCUGUUCAGCAUGAAAUUGACUUUUUUGAGAGCCAGUUUGUAGAGGUUUCCAAGCACAAGAUCAACGUAGAAAGGAACAUUGAACUUAGAAGAACUCUACGCGACUUGGAAACGAUCAAUAAUCAAAUUGCUGGUAUCCGCAAUGAGAUUUGCAAUCAAUUCGGAGAUAGUGCCGAUCCGUAUAGAGAUUUAAAAACCGUCCGGGAUAACUAUAUGAAGGAGCGUUCAAAAAAUGCGGGGAGAUUACAAACAAUCAAGGAGAACAUAGCUCAGGCUCAAAAUGAUAUCAGGGAUAGAUAUAUGAAUACUGCUGAAAACUAUAAGGCGGCCAAAAUUGAAGACAUUAUUAUUAAGACGAGACUUGACGACUUGAAGAGAUUAAAGACAGAAUUAGAAACAGGGUUAUUGACUGCGCACGCCAAACAAAUGGACCGAAUAAAUAAAGUCAUUGCUGACUUGUGGAGGAAAACUUACAGAGGCGACGACAUCGACUUUAUUGCGAUAAAGGCAGACGCUGAGGGGAAAGCGGCGCGCUCAUUUAAUUACAGAGUAUCAAAAGUGAAGGGUUCUGUCGAAAUCAGUAUGAAGGAAGGCAGUAGUGCCGGACAAAGGGCACUAGCUUCAAUUAUCAUACGAUUGGCACUCGCCGAAGCCUUUGCAGGACACUGUGGAGCGCUGGUUCUCGAUGAACCGACAGCAAACCUUGAUGUUGAAAAUACCGAAAGUCUAGCAAUGAGUCUCGGGACCAUCAUCAGGGAUCGUCGUUACGAGCGCCCAAAUUUCCAGCUCAUAAUUGUCACUCAUAAUAAAAACUUUGUGAGGAUGCUGGGAGCGAAUAGUCUGUCCGACACAUACGUUCUAGUGGAUAAGGAUUACAAGUAA
Messenger RNA from Paraglomus occultum, 1092 nucleotides. The record is from the annotation of a GenBank genome assembly. Lineage: Eukaryota; Fungi; Glomeromycota; Glomeromycetes; Paraglomerales; Paraglomeraceae.